Messenger RNA from Silurus meridionalis, 3344 nucleotides. It is a transcript of the gene rbm24a, whose product is annotated as RNA binding motif protein 24a. Lineage: Eukaryota; Metazoa; Chordata; Actinopteri; Siluriformes; Siluridae. Gene Ontology annotation, cellular component: cytosol. Gene Ontology annotation, molecular function: mRNA 3'-UTR binding. The transcript has 4 exons. The record is from RefSeq and is a predicted model, not a curated record. The coding region runs from base 313 to 1020 and encodes 235 amino acids.
GGGUUUUUUUUUCCAGAGCGCGUCAGUGUUACGGAGCGGAGCAGAAACCCACCUGAUGAUCUCCGGAUCAGUCCGCUCAGCGGCUCACCAAGUCCCAGUUAAUCUACCUCGAGUAACAAAGUUAGUCGCUUCAAACCCGUGCUUUCUACUUCUUUGUAACUCCACGUGUUUUAAAGAAACAUAGCGGUAGAUCUUUAGGCGUGUAUCUACUCAAACGUUGCACUACUUUCCUUUUUAGUAUUAUUAUUAUUUUUUUUAUAAUUUUUUUUCCUAAUUGCAUUGCACUUGAGCAUUUCUCUUGAGGAUUUGAGGAUGCAUACCACCCAAAAGGACACCACCUACACCAAGAUCUUUGUCGGAGGUCUGCCGUAUCACACCACGGAUUCCAGUCUGAGGAAAUAUUUUGAGGUGUUUGGGGAAAUUGAGGAGGCUGUCGUGAUUACGGACAGACAGACUGGAAAGUCCAGGGGGUAUGGUUUUGUGACAAUGGCAGACCGCUCUGCAGCAGACAGAGCUUGUAAGGACCCCAACCCUAUCAUCGAUGGCAGGAAGGCCAAUGUGAACCUGGCGUACCUGGGGGCGAAGCCUCGGGUGAUGCAGCAAGGAUUCACGUUUGGCGUACCUCAGAUUCAUCCGGCUUUUAUUCAGAGGCCCUAUGGGAUCCCCGCUCACUACGUAUACCCACAGGCAUUCAUGCAGCCCAGCAUGGUGAUCCCUCACGUGCAGCCAACCACCGCGUCAGCCGCCGCCACUGCCUCCUCGCCUUACAUCGACUACACUGGAGCUGCAUACGCACAGUACGCCAGCGCUGCCACUGCUGCCGCUGCCGCUGCUGCGUAUGAGCAGUACCCGUAUGCUGCCUCCCCUGCUGCAGCUGGCUACGUCACCACGGCCGGCUAUGGCUAUGCUGUGCAGCAACCGCUAGCUGCUGCCACUCCAGGCUCUGCCGCCGCUGCUGCCGCAGCUGCAGCAUUCGGUCAGUACCAGCCCCAGCAACUGCAGGCUGAGCGUAUGCAAUAGCAGCUUAUGGCACCGAUUUGAGGAAAAGCCAAUGCCCAGUGACAGCUCAUUGGCUGUAUAUAGGUGUCUCACCAGAGGGAGGAUAAUGUGAUGAGGAGGAUGAUUGAUGGAGGUGUUUAAGUAGGGUGGGAACUCCAUCGCUUUCCAACUUGCUGUGAUUAAACCAAAAAAAAAAAAAAGAAAAAUGUGAAAAAAAAAAAUUUCAGAGAAGGCGUAAAGACAGAGAUUUAACUUUUUACCAAUAUCAAUACUGUUAUUGUUACCUUUAUGCUUAAUAUUGAUGUAGUGUAUUUAUUGCUAAAGGAGAACGCAAUGACUAAUCACUGUGGCUUGGAGGUGUAGAAGAAGCCUUAAGUCCCGAUGCUGUCAUUAAAUAAGAAGACUUUUCAUCAUGAAGGACGUUAGAUGUCCGCACAGUGUUUUGAUUCUGAAGCCCUCUAACUUACAUAUUUAUUCUCAUUUUUGAGGGAUGUUUUUCUGUUCUGUCAUCUAAUGUGCAUUGCAAGGUUUUGUUUUCUGAUUAUCAGGGAAAUGGAGCAUUUUUCCAACAAACUAGUAAACUGACAAGCAAACUCUGCCAAUCAGGGAGUAGUACACGACUGUGGAGAAAUGGCAUGAAAGAAAAUGCAAUUGUAGCUUUGUCUGGCAUGUUCAGGAUUACCUUCUUUCCUGAUGCUGAUUGUCCCUCUACUCUGAUUCCCAAUUUGACCUUUUGACCUAUGCAAAGCAAAAACAGCCGCCAGGAGACAAAAACAAAGCGGCAAUUUCCUGCCACUCUCCUCUGAAGGACAACGAACAAUUUCAGAGCACGAUUAAAGGACAUUACAUAGUAUUAUUUGCCUUCCCUCUCACUCUCUCUCUUGCUUUCGCUGUCGCUCUCGCUCACACAAACGCACACAAACACACACUAACUUCCUUAACACUGGGGCAAAAUGUUAACUCAUCCACACAUUAUUGCACACAUCUACUAAUUCAUGCACUCGCAUUGUAUGAUAAGUCCAAACUGACAAAAGGUCAGAGCUGGAGACUUGUGAGUGAGGAGCAGGCAACAGCUGCUGUAUGGGGACAGAAAGGCUCACACGUGCGUACACACACAUACACACACAGAUUGCUCUGGAAAGAACGCAUCACUUGUGCUCGUUUGUUGAGCUGUCACAUUUUAAUCCCUGAGCCCGCUUGGGAACAUGUCCCUCUCCAGCUUUGUCAGCAGAUCCACCUCUGUCCUAGAGAGAAGGGCUGGAGGCUUAAACACAGGCUGAACUCCCCCGAUCCCCUUCCAACCUCACCCUCAGCACCACCGCAUCUCUCACUUAUGAGCAGCAUUUCUCUGGAAAGAACUGGUGAGAGAGUGAGACAAACAGACUUCAAACAAUGUACCAGUGAACUUCCAUCAGUCCACCAAAUGUUCAAAUCAUCUGUUUAUUUUUUUUUGUGUGUGUGUUUGUCUAGAGAAAUGUCUGUGCACCAGCAUGUCUUUCUUAGUGAGAGAGAAAUCCAUUCUCUGUUCUCUCAGAAAACCUAAUGUCACAUCUUUGUACUCGAAAGCAGCACUAAACCUGAGGGCUCCAACACAAGUAUGAGAGUUCACAGUGCCUUACAACUGUAAUGCUAUUUAAAGAGAACUGCUAUUUAUUUAUUUUCAGAGUUAUGCUGCGCUCUAAGGACGGCGACUUAGUGGCGGUACUGUAUUAAUAAUAAUGUAUUCAUCUCAUGGCAUAUUAUAAGUUAUUGAGUAGAUUUAGUUAUAGUAUCAUUAACAUACUCAACCAAAAAUGUUGAUUUAUUUAAGAUACAAUUCUGUAUGUGCACUGUACAUUUUUUUUUCUAUGCCUUCUGAAUUUUAGAGCAUUUCAUUAAAUAUCUGGUAGGUUAAUGCCUCAUGUAAGAUAUUUAUUUAAUGCAGGCAAGAGCUCUCUUUUUUUUUUUUGUCAUAUAUGGAGAACUGUAGAAAGUAAAAAAAAAAAAAAAAGAGAAAAACUUCUUGUAGAAAUUAAGCAAAAUGCUGCUUCUUACACUAGAAUGUAUAGUCCUUGUCAAGGUUCAAUAUCUGUGCUUCUACUGCUUUUAAUAUACAUCAGAUGGGCUAUUUUACACUGUUGGGAAUUUUUUUAUACUUGAACAAGGGAAAAUAUGAAAAGCAAUAACAAUAAGGAAAUCCUUUUAAGGAAGCAUUUCAUUGUCACUGGAUUUGGGCAUGUAAGGUGUUAUUUACUAUUUAAUGUAAAUCCAAAGGUUGUUUCAGUAAACCUAAUUUAAACCUUAUUUCAGAUUUUCAGCAAUAUUUACUCAAAAAGAAAAUAAAAGGUUCUAUAUUUCAACCUUAA